ACUCCGUUGGUUAAAUUAAAUCAAGUAGAACCUUACCUUGACCUCUCCGAGGGAUGACAGUCAAUGUAAACAUAUCAAUGUGUCUCUGAACUGAGAAACAAAGUGAUGUCGUUGAAAACAUUAGCAACCUCCCCUCUUUCCGGGAUCACCGUUUUGGUCCUUCUCGUUGCUCUUCUUCUCAGAUUUUCCAUCAAAUUCGACACUGCACAGAGAUUGUUCAGUGCUGAAGAACUUGCAUUGUUCAAUGGAACUGAUGAACGGUUGCCAAUUUUUCUAGGAAUUCUUGGAUCUGUGUUUGAUGUAACGAAGGGGAAAUCUCAUUAUGGUUCAGGAGGGGGCUACAAUCAUUUUGCUGGAAGGGAUGCUUCUCGCGCAUUUGUCUCUGGAAAUUUCACAGGAGAUGGUCUCACUGACUCAUUGCGUGGACUAUCUAGCACUGAGGUGAAGAGUGUGGUUGAAUGGAGGGGUUUCUACUUUAAAACUUAUAAGUAUGUUGGCAAGCUAGUUGGUCGAUACUACGAUAGUCAAGGGAAUCCUACUAAAUAUUUGAAAGGGGUUGAAGCGAAGGCUGCCAGAGGUGCACAGCUUCUAGAAAAGCAGAAAAUUGAAGAGGCUAAACAACCUUCUUGCAAUUCAAGAUGGAGUCAAGAUGAGGGUGGUGAGGUGUGGUGUGAUGUUGGCUACCCUAGGUUGGUUCAGAGGCCAGUUGAAAUUGCUUUGACUGGCAAGAUGAGUAAGCGUUGUGCUUGCUUUGAAGAUUCUCAGUUGGGCCAAACUGGCUUAGAGCUAUAUGAAGGGUGUGAUUACCAUGCUAACAGGUGCAAAGCUUAAUCCUGAAUCUAACACCAAUAGGGCAUUUUUGAGGAAUAUGCAUGUACCUGUGUGCUUGAAUUUGUAUAUUAAAAGCUUAAUUUAGUGAAGCUGGUAAUUGUGUAGUUACCUUGUUACUUUUAUUAGGAUGGUUGAUUUUUGCUAUUUUUAAUCUAACAACCACUUUUCUUUGUCAAUCAAAUUUAAAAUUUUAGUGUGCGCUUU
This is a messenger RNA of Gastrolobium bilobum, 1035 nucleotides long. Its product is annotated as membrane-associated progesterone-binding protein 4. The transcript is spliced from 8 exons. The coding region runs from base 106 to 831 and encodes 241 amino acids. Lineage: Eukaryota; Viridiplantae; Streptophyta; Magnoliopsida; Fabales; Fabaceae. Gene Ontology annotation, cellular component: membrane; endomembrane system. The record is from RefSeq and is a predicted model, not a curated record.